AUGAGACUUAUCAACGUGCACACUCUGCAUCUCGAAGAGUUCUCACAAGAUAAGGUGCCGCGCUAUGCUAUCUUGUCGCAUACCUGGGGCUCGGACGAGGUCUUGUUCGACGACCUCCAGACCGAAGACAGAGUCCUUCUCUCGGAUCGGCAGGGUUUUUGGAAGGUAAAAUCUUGCUGCGAACAAGUCUGCGCUCGUCCAGGCCGGAUUGACUAUGUCUGGGUUGACACCUGCUGCAUCGACAAGAAGAGCUCAGCAGAGCUGAGUGAAGCUAUCAAUUCGAUGUUUCAAUACUAUGCUGGGGCCGAGUACUGUCUCGUUUAUCUAGAGGAUUUUGAAGACGACGCAAGCCCUGCACUGGAAAAUCUAAAACACUGUCGGUGGUUCACAAGAGGGUGGACGUUGCAGGAACUCAUCGCACCCAGCGAUGUCUACUUCAUGUCCAAAGGGUGGAAGCCUCUCGGACGCAGGUCAGAGCUGGCUGCUGUAAUUUCCCAGAUCACCGGUAUAGCGCUCAACAUCAUGAAUGAGGACAUUUUGACCGGAGGGGCCUCCCUCACAUUCCAGCACGCAAGCUUUGCUCAGCGGAUGUCCUGGGUUUCCCGUCGCUCUACGACCAGAGAGGAAGACAUGGCAUACUGCUUGCUGGGUCUCUUUGACAUCAGCAUGCCAGUUCUCUACGGCGAGGGCCUGAUCAAGGCUUUCCGUAGACUGCAGGAAGAGAUCGUCAAGACCUCGUCAGACCACAGUCUAUUCGUCCACGAUUCGGCUUCCACGGAAAAUCGUUCCAUCCUUGCGGAGACCCCAAAAGCGUUCGCCAACUAUGGCAACGUCGUUCAGUUUCAGCCAGACUGGCUCUCGGAAGUCAGCCCGUUCUCUCUCACGAAUCGAGGCGUGCAACUCGAGGUCCCUUUGAGGUUGCAUCCUCACGGCGCCGUGGCUGUGCUCGCUUGUCGAUAUCGAGGGGAUUUUCGUGGACCCUUAGGCCUUGAGCUUGAACGGUCUAGGGCACACGAUGGAAACUAUCAGCGACGAGCAAAUCCGCCGCACGUCGUCAUGGACUUUACCAGACCAGGAGAAGGAGACUACAAGAUCACGUCGAUAUAUGUCUCACAGAAGAUAGAGAAGGUGAAGCCCGAUUACUGGACAAACUCUCCGACGAACAUCUGGUUCCGAGUUCCGAACUCUGAUGAAGACUGGAGCAUUGUCAAGGCCUGGCCGUUUUGGUUCUGGAAUGCCACUUAUCAGACCUUCUCGAUCGAUGUUAACAGGAUCUGGGAUCAACACUACAAUGACCAUCUGACGUUGCCGUUGAAGCAUUUACAGCUGCUGAGAAAGCAAGCAAAGGGGCUGAGGAUUCCAGCCAUCGCCAUCGUUUCAAACAACCACGACGCCCUUGGAUCCGUGUUUGGCCAUGUUGUCGUCGUGACCUUGAAGCCUCAGCGCCUGACCUCGAACGCUCUGUGCCCAGAUGUAGAUUUUGAUGCGUUCCCACUGCAUCGUAGAUAUGGUCGGCUGGAAGAGAUUGACAUCGAGGAUAUAGUAAACGAAAUUGAUAUCCGACGAUGGAAAGGCCAUGGAAUCGAGUUUUCACCUGACGAUGCAGAUAACCCAAAGUUACAAUCCGUUCCUGGCCAAGCUUAUGAAGAUAUUCAAGAAAAUGAGACAGACGGCUUGAUCGCGAUGGAAGCGGCAUUGUGUCGAAAGCAUCUUCUUGGUGAAGACGUGUAUGUCGUGGACAUAACACGAGGACUGUCAUCACUAAAAGCCUCGGAUGUGCAUGUGGAAACAAAGCCUGUAACGGAAACUGUGUCUCCUUCUGAUGAGACUCCUGAUGACGAACCAAAAGCGUUUUCUCUAGUGGUUCAGGAUUUUGGAUAA
Molecule: messenger RNA, 1881 nt
Organism: Verruconis gallopava
Lineage: Eukaryota; Fungi; Ascomycota; Dothideomycetes; Venturiales; Sympoventuriaceae
Exons: 2
Coding region: 1-1881 (626 amino acids)
Source: RefSeq, a predicted model, not a curated record